AUGGCAGUCGUAGAGACGAGAAAGGACAUGUACCAAAUGUCUUACGAAGCAAACAUUCCAGACUGUACCCUGUGUGAGCCGGGAGCCGACCUGCGUGUGCUGGGGAUAGGGAGUGGAUCAGGAGAGACUGACAGCGCCAUCUUGAAGAAGCUUCUACAGCGCCACAGCAGUGUGUACAACAGGGUCGUGGAACCGUCGGGAGAAAUGAUCGGGCGAUACAAGGCACUUGUGCGGGAAGAUACAAGCCUCGGUGCUGUGAGAUUUGACUGGCGUCAGCAGACAGCAGAAGAGUACUUCCAGACGAAGGACGACACAAAGUUCCACCUGAUCCAUGCUGUCCAUGUUCUGUACCAUGUGGAAGAUCUUGACGCCACCUUGCGGAACAUGUGGGGACAACUGGAAGACGGUGGUUACAUGUUUGUCACUAUGCAGUCAGGCAAAGGUGGCUGGGGAGGGCUGCGGCACAAGUUGUGGGAGAAGUUUGGCCUAGGUGACCGCUUGAAGACAUGGUGCAGCACGUCCGGUGACGUCAAACAGCGUCUUGACACAAGAGGUAUCAGCUACGUCACAUCAUUGGAUACAAACAACAUAAACGUCUCAGAGUGCUUUAAGGAGAACUCAGAGAACGGAAAGUUGCUUCUCGACUUCUUGACACACACGCCUUACGUGUCGAGCGAGGCUGAGAUAAAAGCGAUGGCUCUGGGGUACAUCCGGGGUAAUUCGUCAUCGGUUGAUGAUAAAAUCCUCUUUUCAGCGAUGAGCGAGGUUAUCCUAGCAUUGAAAAAUUGUGCAAAAGCAUAGAAAAUGUCGUUUUUUAAAACUGUUUCAUCAGACCAUUUAUAGGAUCACAAAAUAUAUCUUGGACUCAACAUGCUACACUCAAAACCAUAUAUGGAAGUCUUCGAGAAGUUUGACUUUGACUCUGGUAUCGAGUUUGAGAACCUAGAGCAAGCUAUGUCGGAUAGGGCCCUAUGGGGUGGAAUAUGUAUUAGCCUGGUCCUGACCUCCGGUCGCUGAUGUAUGUAUCGUGCAAAUCUCUCCACAUUAUACAUGCUGUGCCCGGAAAGUAAGA
Branchiostoma floridae (Florida lancelet) is the source of this 1072-nucleotide messenger RNA. Its product is annotated as histamine N-methyltransferase-like. NCBI's taxonomy places the organism in Eukaryota, Metazoa, Chordata, Leptocardii, Amphioxiformes, Branchiostomatidae. Bases 1 to 801 code for a protein of 266 amino acids. The transcript has 4 exons. The record is from RefSeq and is a predicted model, not a curated record.